This is a messenger RNA of Schistocerca serialis cubense, 1754 nucleotides long. Its product is annotated as phospholysine phosphohistidine inorganic pyrophosphate phosphatase-like. The coding region runs from base 44 to 943 and encodes 299 amino acids. The record is from RefSeq and is a predicted model, not a curated record. Gene Ontology annotation, cellular component: cytosol. The transcript has a single exon. Gene Ontology annotation, biological process: dephosphorylation. Gene Ontology annotation, molecular function: phosphatase activity; inorganic diphosphate phosphatase activity. Lineage: Eukaryota; Metazoa; Arthropoda; Insecta; Orthoptera; Acrididae.
UUAAGUAGAUUAAGGAGUGCUGGUACCGGAGUUACGUGUACGGAUGAGAGUUGCUGACUGGGGAACGUCGUUUAUUGCAUUUUCGUUGUAUGUAAACAGAGCAACGAACAACCCUGUGAUAGACACUCGAAAUUUUGGAAGUAUCACAAUGAGUACACUGAAAUUACCACAAAGAAUAAAUGGAGUUUUAUUAGACAUAACAGGUGUUCUCAAGGACGGAUCGUCUGCCAUACCUGGCUCUGUCGAGGCUGUAAAUAGGUUGAAAAAAGCCGGGCUGGCCAUUAAGUUACUAACGAAUGAAACUCAGGUUACUAGAUCGUCGUUAUGUUUGACGUUAUCAAAAAUGGGUUACUGCGUUACGGAACAUGACAUUAUUCCGCCAUGCCCUGCUCUGGUUGACCUUUUACGAAAAGAAAAACUACGGCCACAUCUUCUUGUACAUCCAGACGUAUUAUCAGAAUUUGACGGCCUCAACAAGGAAGACCCUAACUGUGUUGUUGUCGGCGACGCUGCGGAAAACUUUUCGUACGAGAAUCUUAAUAAAGCGUUUCGAAUUUUGAUCGAUAUGGAUAAGCCGCGGCUUUUUUCCAUGGGCAGAGGUAAAUACUAUAGAGAGAAAGGAGACUUAGUUUUAGAUGUUGGUGUAUUCACCACAGCAUUAGAAUAUGCUACAGGUGUCUCCGCCGAAGUUGUUGGGAAACCACUUGCCUCUUUUUUUCACUCAGCGCUAUCUGCAAUAGGAGUAAAACCUGAAGAAGCUGUUAUGGUUGGUGAUGACAUUGAAUCAGAUAUCGGGGGAGCACAAGCUUGUGGAAUAGCAGGUAUACUUGUAAGAACUGGUAAGUUUCGUCCAUGUGAUGAAAAGCACCCGAGGGUAAAACCGGAUGUUAUUGUUGAUGAUCUUGCGGAAGCGGUCGAUAUCAUUGUUCAGUCAAGGAAUUAGCUUUAAAAUACAAGCGCUUACAGUUUAAUUUGCAUUUUUGUCUUGUGACAGCAUGUAUGAUAUUAAGAAACUGUAAUACUGUUGAUUUGCACAGCUGUAUGGUGAAUGAAACUUAAGUUGAAAAGUUAAGUUUUGUUGUACCAUCCCCUUAGAUUAUUCCAUGUUACAAAUCAUUUUUGAGAAUAAACUUUAAUCAGAUAUCAAAUGAUUGUAAAUUAUAUAAAUGUAUUUUUUAAUGUUGUAACACAAGUGAUAAAAGUUCACAAAUAUAUUUGUAAACUAAUUCCCAUUACAUCAUUAAGAUGUCACAAUUUAUGUAUAGAGCCAAAGUUCUGAACAAAUGUUCAUAACUCUGUUAUGUGUGAGGUUCAUGUUGAAAAGUUUCAGUAUGAGCUCAGGCUAAUGAUGUACAUAAGUAAUAAGUUAUUGAGCAGUAAUUUAUUAAGUGUUUUAAAACUGCAGAGACAAUCAUAUACUCUAAUAAAAUUCAGGAACCACACAUUGUCAGAUAGUGAAGUUGCUGUAAAAUUGAUUACUUAAAUAAUAUGGUCUGAAACUCGUCUAAAUGCUAUAUUCAAAAUUAUAGUUAUCUUACAGCACCCAAUAACUUCUCUUCAUUAGAUGAAUUUUUUCAAGUGGAGGGUACAUAGUAAGGUGAAACACACAUUAAGAUAGAUCUGUUUAUGUAGUAGUUAAAUUUUGGAUUAUGUACUCUUAUUGUUAAGUACUUGGUUGUUAUCAUUCUGUUUGAAUGUAACCUGGAAUUUUGCUGAUAAUUAAAUCUCAACAGUGUAUUUGAGGAGCAAAUAAA